Messenger RNA from Prosopis cineraria, 3813 nucleotides. RefSeq lists its product as uncharacterized. The transcript has a single exon. The record is from RefSeq and is a predicted model, not a curated record. NCBI's taxonomy places the organism in Eukaryota, Viridiplantae, Streptophyta, Magnoliopsida, Fabales, Fabaceae. Bases 1842 to 2246 code for a protein of 134 amino acids.
CCGCAAGCAAAGAGGUUUCAAAGAUACCAGGCGACCAAGUGAAAGUGAACAGCCCCGAGCAAAUCUUCUAGAGAGCGUACCCGUUCAAACAACAAAAAAAAGAAAGAAUAUGAACGUUGUGGACAGUAAAAAGUUCUUCGCAGCGGCAGAAGAACCUGAAAAACAUAGAGUGUUGGUCCUGCAAGAAGAAAGGUCACUUGAGUUUUGAGUGCCCAUAAAAGAAAGGAAAAGGGAAAAAGCCAUGAUGAUCAGGAAAAGGUAGUGUUGGUCACUACUAUGGCCCUGUUUGCCAACAUUUCAGAUAGUUGGUGGAUCGGGUCCUCGCAUCAUAUUUUCUUCCGAAAAGCAGAAUUUGGUGCAGAUAUGAUUGAAGAACUAGGUUCUUCAUAUAUGGAUCAUCACAUCAAUAUCGCGCCGUGGCACAGAGAAAGAAAGCAUGAAAGCACUAAUAGAUCAAUUAAUUAUAGGAACACAUGAAAAUAUCAGAACCACAUAUAUAGGCUUGCAAAAGUCGAAACACCUAUUAUUCUUUCUGCAACUCGAUUUGCUGGUUUUUAUACUAUAGGGCUGGCUCCCAGGCUUUCCUGCUGCCUUUCUUUUUCAAUGCCUCUCCCACUGCUUUCAUCGCUGGUGCCUCCACCUCUGCUAGUGGUUUUGUGGAUUCACCUACUUAUGCCUGGGGCUCGACGCCCUUAUGGAGAAAUAGGUGGUUCUGAAUCAACGGGCUCUGCUGCCCCCGUAUAGCGACUCUCUGCUGCUUUUACUUAGCAGUUUGCUCCUGCCUUUGUAUCUGCUAUGAGUGAAUCUACUCUGGGGUGAAACAACCACUGCGAUUGCCUUUUACCAUACCUUUACCUAUGCCUAUAUGAAUAUCUUCAAGUUGCAGAUCCAAAGCGAGUAGUUGCUUCAGUAGAGCCGGUUGAUUCCGGCGAUUCUGUUGAUGAAGCAGUCAAUGAAGAAAGACAUGGUUGAGUCAGUCGAAGAAGCAAAUGCUCUCGCCUUAGGGGAGCAUACACACCUACUGCGAAUUAGAGAGACCUGACCUACAUUCAUUAAUCAUCUCGUAGGAAUUUCCCUUCUCAAGGUAGGUCAAAAGAGCAAUUUGGAAGACUCUCUCGAAAGGUGUCUGCUCGUGGAAUAGAAAGAGUUCGUUGCAUCAACAAAGUGUAGUAGUCAAAAACGCUUACUUAAGCUCAUCGAUGUGUACUCACUCCUCGGCUGUGAAAGAGAGGGCGCUUCUGAGCUAAAUCAAUCCCGCACAGGUGAUUACCCGGAACUUUACACUCAAUGGAAAGCAAAAAGGAAGACUAAAUCCGCUUUGAAAGCGAUUCCAGAGACUAUAAGAACGACCGGGUGGCAGGUGGGAGCAGUAGAAGCAUUGAGAUUUGCUUGUUCAGAGAUGCGUCAAAGGUAUACCUAUGAAAGUGGAUUGCAAGGGUCAGGCACCAAUGCAUUACUAAAGAAUAACAAACCAGAAUAACUUCUCAGGGAGCGUGGAAAGAAGGAGACCUAAAAGUGAUAUCUGUAGGCCGACCUUGGGAUUGAUACGCUUCGACUUAGCCUUGAUAGGCUAAUGCACUCUCUUGAUCCAAUGCUCAAUCUUUCGCUCAAAUGGGAAUGGCCGAUAAAUCUUCAACUCCAACAGAUCUUGUGAGACAAACCCUCGGUGAAGCACUGCAUCUUUCUAGCUUCAAAGAAAGAGAAAGACAACGAAGUGGGAUGAUUUCCCAAGCUUAGGACUUUGAUCAAUGGGCACUGUAGAAUAGAGAGGCGCUAACAUGCAAAAAAGCCUCCUUUCGGGUGGCGGAUGUCAGCGGUUUAAACCCAAGUAGCUGUGGCCCAUGAUCCAAACGCAAGCAGUCAAUCACGCUAUCCUUACCUUGAAACCAAUUCCUUCGAUUCCGCUUCUGCAGCAGUAUAGUUUCUCGGUACCUUACCUUGAUGCCUACAGCUCAAUUUGUUUUCGAGUGAGGGCAAGAGCCUUAGAUGAUAGGGGGGCAGCGAUUUUGCUUUUGGUUGUUCUUGUGGCGUCGUCUCUGGGCGGCGCCUUCGGAGUCCGAUAUUGCCGAAGGACAGUGUGGACCGCAGCUCUGCCGCAGAAGGGGAAGAUGUUGUUUCCGACCAGAAUGCCGAUUCCGCCAUCCGGCCCCGAGGAAGCGAGAUUGUGGCACUCCAGUCAGCCAUCUUGGUCUCACUCAUAUUGGGGAUCAGAGACAGAAAGCGGGCUGAUCCAUGAAGCUCAAUAAACGCUUUCCUCCAAUGAACAGACGAACCGAAUCCUUUCUCGAUGGGAAAGCUUGACCUUAAUAGAGUGGACAGGCUCUUCUCCUCGCUUUGCUGUCAUUGGGUCACGAACGGGAAAAGAAGAAGGAGUUAGCGCUUUCACCUGGUUUGGUUCAGGAAUUGGGUGCUAUGGAGAAAUAGAAUUAGUUUAUCCCGUCUCCUUAAAAGGGGUAGAUUGGUUUGAAUAGCCUUAUAGUAAGCAUUACCGCAGCUUUGACUCUGUUGCAGGAAGGACUACUUGGAGUUCCAUACCAUGAAAAAUGGAAAUGGCUAUCAGUUCUGACUCUCCUGACCAGAGGUAAGUAGUCCGGCUAAGCCGGAAGAAAGAAAUGUGAGAGUUUAGCCUAUUAAUUCACUUUACUUUAGGGAAGCCGGUUAAAUGCUUUGCUUUGUGAGGGAAAAGCGGGCACAGCUCACGCACGGCACAAGAGGCAAGGAACUUUCAACAGGCAUGGACGGAAGUAUACCCCUCCUUUUGAGGGUGAAUGUCGGAAAUCGUCUUCCCGGAUCUAAUGGAUGAGGGAUCACAGUAUAAGAAAGAGAAAGAAGGGAGCAGCACGGAGCUACUCGCCGCGGCAUCAUGUAGAUGCACGAGGAGCGCAUCUUGCAAAUCGCAUGUGUGUCGUACUCUGUGGUGUGUCACCCCCCAACCAGAGUGAGAGGGAGGAUGAUUAAACCAAUAGCUUUCACUAAACUAUUCUCAAGAUUUCUCUCUAUUAAGGUUACUAAGUGGCAGAAGAUCUUGGAAUAAAAACCACCACUUAAGAUGUUCCUCAUCAGUAUUGGCAAGUCCAGUCCCUAAUCUGUAAGCAGUCCGUCCAGCACAUAGUACGUAUGGGUAGUAUGUCCAUAGCGCUUAGUGGGAGAAGCCGUUGCCUUUAUUUACCUUCCCUCUGGCAUGUUUUCCCUGGCUUGGAUUCAACCUCCUGCCUCGGACAUUCUUCGGUUUGUAAGCAAGACAGAGAGCGGACUACUUCUCCGGGAAAAGAAGUUCACGACCCCUAUCCCGUAUAAGGCCUUCUACCUCCUCCCUUUAUUUAUUGACCGUCUGAUGGGUAGGGGAUGGCUGGCUGGGAAGACCCUUGACCUUCGUAUAGUCGGCAGGCGUUGGUACUAGUAUGAGUGAAUACCUUUAUACUAUAGGGCUUAUGAAUUCGUCCUUACCCAACUUACCCGGCCCAGUACUUCCUUGCCUUACACCGGCCUUACAAGGAAGAUGAGUCCUCUUCGGAACUCUUUUCCGAAGUCACCUGGCUCUUGAAACUCCCAUAGCUUAGUGGUCAACUCCUGCUAUUGGUUCUUAUUGUUUAUGGGUUUAAUUCCCGCUAUCUGGCUUUCUUCUUUAUAUGGCAUCUUUCUUCUGCCUAAUCUGAUCAGUGCAAUCCGGUUCAAGAAAGCAGGAAAUCCAGUAAUUUGGGCUUAGGAAGGCAUCUCUGGGCUAAUCCCGCAUCUGAAUCUAUACCUAUUCGUGCAAAGUCUUCUAGCAUACUUUUGAACUUCGUAUCUUAACUGGGCACAAGCUAUUCUAAG